Molecule: messenger RNA, 5061 nt
Organism: Phyllotreta striolata
Lineage: Eukaryota; Metazoa; Arthropoda; Insecta; Coleoptera; Chrysomelidae
Source: the annotation of a GenBank genome assembly
AUGAAUAAUAAUUCCGCCGAUUCGAAUGAAAUUGAAAACAUCAAGCCUACCAAAAAGGCGAGAAAGUUUUCCGCGAAAGAAUUUCGCAAACAAUUAGCGACUUCCAACGUUUCAAAUGCAUUACAACAAUUUUCGGAGGCUAUUAACAACGACAACAAGCACGAUUACGUAUUGGACUACUUAGAAGCCGGAGGGAAUUGCUUGGAAUUACUGCAAAUUUUAGAGCAAAACUCGACGAUCUCCCCCGUAGCAAUAUUCGACGUAAUAUCGUUAAUUCUACUGAAAAUCAGCUCCUCUUAUCCCCAAUACCGCAGCUCCGCGUACGAAUCAUGCCGUUACCUGCUAAACAACUACAUAACAGUCAUCAACAAGAUGCUGAACAUGAGCUCGACCACUCCGGAACGGAAAUCGUGCCUGAAACUCCUCACGUCCAUGGUGGCAUUCUCCCCAGUCCUAGCCAAAGACAUUCUAAUCAACGUCAGUUUCCACACCGCUAACAUCGAAUUACUAACGAAACACACCGGAGAAAAGAACUCCGUGCGAGACAAUUUCAUUAAAUUUUUAACAGCGUAUUUAGUGGAUGGGCAUUACCCAGCUUUGUCCACUUUAUUGGAAAAGAAGGGUUUCAUAACCAGCAUAAUUCAGGGCUUGAAGUACGACUCUGUGGAUACCCUUUGUCUGGUCGUAUCGGCCAUGAAAACGUUCAUUUUGGAGAACCCCUACGUUUCCAAAACGGCGAAAAUGAAAACAUUCAAUACAGUCGUGAUUAAAGAUGUCGUUAAUCUCUACAAUUGGACAGGGCCCGCUGGUUUUAAGGCUACGAAGAAAAAUAACCGUGCAACUCUUGUAAAGCCCGAUAACGUAGAAAAAGCGAAAGUAAACGAAGCAUUACACGAUUUCUUAUUGAAAUUAUGCACGAGCCACAAGCACGGUAUAAUAUUUAGAGAUCAUUCGGUCGGUUUAGGGAAGAAAAAUCAGAACGCUUUGAUGUACACUGUAUUAGAAGGCUUAGAAAGGCCUUGGGAGCACUCGUACGCUUCGGAACUCGUGACGAAAAUAUGCGGAGCUUGUCCAGACUUGGCCAAAAACGUUUGGGGAAACUUAAAGUCUUCACUUGAACCUAGAAUGUCUCCUAAAUGGAUCGCUGCUGUGAAAUUUUCCGUGAAUCUUUUGAACGAACUGCAUCCGAAUUGCAUCGAAUUUUGCAUCAAAGAACUGAACGAAAUACAACUAUUUCAAAUCGUACAAUGCCUGGUUUUGCCUCUACCGAUACUGAAGACUAUAAUUCCGGAGAAACUCGUAUACGAUUGUUCGUCGAUUAAACAAUACGUGAAUUGGCUGCUGUUAGAAAUGUUAAAGUCCGUUCGUAACUACUUGGUAGCUUCUAGGGAAUUUUUAUCCGAAGAGAAACAAGCAAAAUUCGAAUUUCUAAUCAACAAGCACGUUUCGAAGAAUUUCCCCGACGCCUUGACCUUCCUGAAUAAUUGGGACCAACUGGACGAAAAUUCCCCGUUCACCGAUUUAAGAAAUUUGGAAAUAAUCAUCGAUACGUUCAAUCUGUACAAAACGAUAUCCCCGGAACUUUUGAACGAUCUGAGCAACAACGACUCGGAACUCUGCAACCUAUUGGAAUACAACAAAACCGAAGGCUUCGACGAAUCUCUAUCGAACCUCCAAGUCAAAAUAAUCGAUCUGUUCGUCGACUUGGAUCCGUCGAAGUUCCUCGUGAAAUCCAACAUGUUCUCGUCGGUCGUACCGCUGUUGUUGAAAAUCUACUACCACAACCCCAAAGGCGAUUCGAACACUCUGAGGGUGUUGAACAAACUCCUCAAAAACACCGGUUUGUUCGACGGUUGCCCGCACGAAAUCAACGUAUGGAUAAACGGAGUAUUGGACGCGAAAAAUUGGGAUCAAGAACUCGCCCGAGCCAUCGUAGAGACUUUCCAAUUAACUGAUAACGAUGUGCUUGGAUUACUGGAAAAGUUAUCCGCGAUUCAAACGGAGACUAACAGAGAGAAGCACUACAGCGAAACUAUAAGGAAUCUAAUGAACCAAACCGGUGUUACUGCGAAAGAAAUUCAAAAGUAUCCCGUCGGGCAUAAAUAUUUGAGCCCCGUGGUGCUCGGUUACGUGGAGUAUUUGAAGCGAGCGAAUCCUACUAAGUCUUUGAAGGCCUAUUCGAGCUUUAUCUUCGCGAAUUUGUUGCACUCGCAAACGAAUUUCGAGCCGAUAGCGGCUCUAAUAAACGAAGCGGAUGUACCAGAAGCGUUGAAAGAGUAUUGUAAUUGCUGGUUGAGCGGUGAAAAAACGCCAAGUUUGCCGAAAUCCAAAGGUAGAAUCGCCGUUUUGCGCGAAUGCAGCGAGGAAUUCCUAUCGGGAGAUGUAGAAAAAUACGCUAAAACCGCAGAUAUCGAUUUUUACUCGGAUUUAAAGCUCAAUUUGUUAGACAUGGUGUUGUUUUACGUUGUUAAUUUGAUCAACAACGACUGUUUGUCGAGCGAUGUGGCCGAUAAAUGCGAGAAUUUCAUCAAAUUGUUGCCAAAUAACGAUAAGGAUGUAGUAGAGAGGAUUUUGUGCCAUCCCGUGCUGGCGCGAAACACGAAAUUUUUGCAUCUAAACCAAUCCAAUUGCACGAAGUUAAUGGUGAACGUUACGAAGGAUUUGGCUGCUUCGAAUCGCGAUUUGGAUCUCUAUUUGAACGUUUACAGGGAGAAAUUGCUGCACUCUAUAUUGAAGAUACUGAAGAAACCGCAGAAAUUCGAGGAAAAUCCGCCGGAUAUAAAAACUCUGAUGCACAUUUACUCGUUGGGUUACGAAGAGUGCUCGAUUAUACUCGAAACUAUCGGUAGAUAUUUCGAUAAAUACUCGAACCACGAGGUAAUUGUAGAAAUAUUAUCUUACAGCCUCCAACAGUUCACUCAAAAGUGCCUUUCGAAUGCAAAUUUGGAGCCUAUAAACGAAGAAACCGCCACGAAACUAACCGAUUACUUCGCCAUUUUAGCCAAACAUCAACCACAAUUAACCAGCGCUUUAUCUUCAACAUUCCUAGAGUACCUCGAAGUUUUCCCUCACACACUAAACUUCAUCAACUCCGAUCUAUUCGAAACGCUCCUACAAAUCGAAGACUCCCCUAAAGACAAUAUAAAACUAAUCACUUACAUUUUGAAAACGAAUUGCUCCGCUCACAUGGAAAGCGUGAGGAGAAACUUGGAGAAGAUAAGCGAGAAGAAAGCUCUACUUCUACCGAUACUAAGCGUGCUGAGCAAGGAACAAAUAGAGGAGGAUUUCUACAAACGAACUUACAAUUUAGUAGAAACCUCUCUGAAGAAAACCCUGCAGAAACCGCAAAAAGCCGGCCAGCAUUUCCACCAGCACUACGACGGCUUGGUGGAAUUAAUCCGCGUCGCCGCUCCCGUCGAAGCUUGCAAAAGCUUUUGGGAGAAAGUGCAAAAGUUCGACGCUUCGGAGAUCUACCACGUGCAUCUGUUGAAAGCCCUUUGUUCGAAAUCCCUCAGCGAAUCAACUACCGAUAAGGAAAUCAACAGCAUCCUACUGACUUUCGUGCACUUGCAACUACACUUGUUCAAGAAAACCGACGCGGAUUUGGCGAAAGCCGAGGAAAUUGCAUCGCAAAUUACGCAAGUUUUCGACGCCCUCAAACCGAUCGCGAUCGGUAGAGAUUUAAAAGCCGUCGCGAAGAACGAAUCGGUGAAGUUGUACGUGAAAUUCUGCUUGAAAUACGGAGUGUCCUCGCGCCCCGCGUUCCUCAAAUCCCUGAAAACGGUGCUGGAAAUCCUCCGGGAGAGCUUGGAUAAUGAAGAAGCCCGGCUGAUUUUGGACAUGCUCACCUCCCAUUCGGAGUUCCUGGACGUGAUGCUGGGCGAGCACGGCGACACCAAAGCGGAAUUGUUAGAAUUGUAUUUAAUAAUCUGUAAAAAUUGGCCGGAAUUCAUGGAGAGGAACUUCGUGCCGCUCCUGCUGGCUAGCUACACCGCGAGAGUGAACAAAUGCGACAGGAUUAUACUGUUACUGCUCAAGAUGUUCGAAUCGGCGCCGGAUCGGACGCAUUUCUACGAUUUCAAGCCGUUUUUGUGGGGAAAGUCGGCCGCCACGCAGUAUUCCGUGAAGAAUCGCAUCGAGAACGCCCUGCUGAGGCAACCGAAGACCGGAGACGUUCUCGAUAUACUCCAAGAGGAUCUGGUUUGUUCCACCAUAACUCGCUAUCCUUUCAGCGAUCGCCUGAGGCCCGACGAGAGAGAUCUUCUCGACGUGCCGGAGGCGAAAAGUUACGAUUUGUUGUUUCUGUUGCCGCUGUUCAGCCAGUUGUUGGCUCCCGAACAGCAGGUGCUUACCUACAAAUUCACCAGAUCCGGUGCUCUGAGUCUAACCGUGAUAGGAUUGAGCAGUGCAGACGAGGAAGUUCGAAGGGCCGCUUGCCACGUACUGGCCAGGUUUCACUAUCACGUCGAAGCCAGGCAAACUGGGAAGGAUAACCUGUUGUGGAUCCGCUACGUCGAAGCCGUUUGUAAAGGUACGGCCGCGUUACCGGAUUUCAAAUUGAACAAUUUCGCGGCGAUUUACCUGGCCAGGAUGGCGCUGAUCCUCACGCAGCCCAAUCACGUUAUGUAUUUGCCGUUGUCUCAACAUCUGGCAGCGAAGGCUUCGUUGGAUUUCAGCACGGUGCCGGAAUUGUAUACGUUCCUCCACAGCUCGGAGGUGAAUUAUAAAGAGCACAGGACGUUCACGUUGGAGUUGUUGAGAGACGGUUUGAGAACGGAGAAGGAUUUCUCGGAUUUUAUGAGGUCGAUGGCUUUUAAGUUGUUUUCCGAAUUGUAUUGUAGCGAGGUUUGCGAUGCUGAUGGAAAUAUUGUCGCUGUCGGUCCUUACAAAUCGUUCUUCGGCAAUUGGCUCUGCUGCUCGAGCAGCUGCGCCAGCGACUUGGGCCCCUGUCCGCUGAACAACGACUGCUGCGGCAGGUGCGCCAGGCUGCUGUCCAACGGCUUGCUGUUCCUCAACUGGCCCGGCAAAUUCGGCGUCCAGCUGUUGUUGAACAACGAAUAG